Tupaia belangeri chinensis (Chinese tree shrew) is the source of this 931-nucleotide messenger RNA. RefSeq names its product bridging integrator 3 (gene BIN3). Gene Ontology annotation, biological process: endocytosis; actin cortical patch localization; plasma membrane tubulation. Bases 63 to 794 code for a protein of 243 amino acids. Gene Ontology annotation, molecular function: lipid binding; protein binding. Gene Ontology annotation, cellular component: cytoplasm; actin cytoskeleton. The record is from RefSeq and is a predicted model, not a curated record. Lineage: Eukaryota; Metazoa; Chordata; Mammalia; Scandentia; Tupaiidae. The transcript is spliced from 10 exons.
CGGAGGCCGGAAGUGCUCCCGGAGGACCGAGCGGCGGCAGAGGACCCGGCAGGCGCGGGACCAUGAGCUGGAUUCCUUUCAAGAUCGGGCAGCCCAAGAAACAGAUCAUCCCCAAAACUGUGGAGAGAGACUUCGAGAGGGAGUAUGGAAAACUCCAGCAGCUGGAAGAGCAGACGAAGAGGCUGCAGAAGGACAUGAAGAAGAGCACAGACGCCGACCUGGCUAUGUCGAAAUCCGCCGUGAAGAUCUCCUUGGACUUACUCUCUAACCCGCUCUGUGAGCAAGACCCCGACUUUCUGAGUAUGGUGACAGCCCUGGACACAGCCAUGAAGCGGAUGGAUGCCUUCAACCAGGAGAAGGUGAACCAGAUCCAAAAGACUGUGAUCGAACCCUUGAAAAAGUUCGGCAGCGUCUUCCCGAGCCUCAGCAUGGCCGUGAAGCGGCGGGAGCAGGCCCUGCAGGACUACCGGCGACUGCAGGCCAAGGUGGAGAAGCACAAGGAGAAGGAGAAGACGGGCCCCGUACUGGCCAAGCUACACCAGGCCCGAGAGGAGCUGCGGCCAGUGCGGGAUGAUUUCGAGGCCAAGAACAGGCAACUUCUGGACGAGAUGCCACGCUUCUACGGCAGCCGGCUCGACUACUUCCAGCCCAGCUUCGAGGCCCUGAUCCGGGCACAGGUGAGGCCUGUGUGUGCCACGUCCCCACCUGCCCCCUGGAGACAGGCACGGCUGUGGAUGCAUCUCACGCACAGGUGGCGUACUACUCGGAAAUGCACAAGAUCUUCGGGGACCUGACAAGGCAGCUGGACCAGCCAGGCCACUCGGAUGAGCAGCGGGAGCAGGAGAACGAGGCCCGGCUGAGCGAGCUCAGAGCCCUGUCCAUCGUGGCUGACGACUGAGUGCCAUCACUUGCAACUCCUGGGACACUCGCC